AACAGCACAACUCACUGCGGUUUCAACUGAAACGCAGCACGAAGAAGUUCACCGCCAUGUCUAUAUGAAUCUGAAAGAGUUAGUGCUGUUUUCUUCCUGAAAGCUUUAAGAGACACUCAAACAGUGAGGAGGAGGAGGUGACUGGCUCGUCUGAACAGGCGUGGAUCCAUUACUGCUGAGGCUCUUCUGCUCACUUCCUGCAGUGUAGCACUUUGAUGGCAGCUGUGAGGGCCGCUGUGGGGGGGGUGUGCCCCCCCGGGCUGACCCUGCUGGCUCUGCUUCAGCUGACCUGCUGCUCCGUGCUCUCCAGACCGGCUCCAGCAGUGCUGCUGGACGGCCAGGCCGCGUCCUCCUUCCUGUCCCGCUCCCUGCUCUAUAACAGCUGGGACUUUGAGAUAGUGGUGUCUGACAAUCUGGAGCGGGAGUGUGUGGAGGAGCAUUGCAGCUAUGAGGAGGCCAGGGAGGUGUUUGAGGACGACACCCAGAUGGUAAUGCUCCGGAAGACACUGUCUCUGUACACCUACACUACUUACAGGAGAGAGGACAGAGCAGAGUCGGCCCUGGCUCACGUGGAGCUGCCCACCACCUUGGAAACAGUGGAAGCGGCCAUAAAGAAACACAAGGACUUCACCACCACCAUGGAGCUGAACCUGCACAGGAUCAAAGCUGUGAUCGAAGCCGGGGAGAGUCUGAUCAGCCAGAACAACAUCUACUCUGAUCGCAUCAAGGAGCGCAUCGACACCCUCGCCAGCAGUUAUGGCCACUCCGCUCGCUGUACAGGUUCAGGAGACAGGUCGCCACUAUCCUCCAAAGAUGGACGAGUUCACGUUGAUGACAUCACAUUCUCAUUCCCUAGCUCAGAGCUGACUGAUGCGAAUGCUCCUAGAGUGGAUGUGUCAGGGCUGGUGGCCGGGAUCCUGGCUGUCCUGGUGUCUGCUGUUUUUGCCACUGUGCUGGGAAUCUACUGCUACAAAGCCAAGAACAAAAGUGGACGAAG
This is a messenger RNA of Notothenia coriiceps (black rockcod), 997 nucleotides long. Lineage: Eukaryota; Metazoa; Chordata; Actinopteri; Perciformes; Nototheniidae. The record is from RefSeq and is a predicted model, not a curated record.